This is a messenger RNA of Acipenser ruthenus (sterlet), 930 nucleotides long. RefSeq names its product large ribosomal subunit protein mL41-like. Gene Ontology annotation, biological process: translation. Lineage: Eukaryota; Metazoa; Chordata; Actinopteri; Acipenseriformes; Acipenseridae. The coding region runs from base 204 to 614 and encodes 136 amino acids. Gene Ontology annotation, molecular function: structural constituent of ribosome. The transcript is spliced from 2 exons. Gene Ontology annotation, cellular component: mitochondrial large ribosomal subunit. The record is from RefSeq and is a predicted model, not a curated record.
GGCGGCUGAAACCGUUUUCAGCGUAAAAUAAAAUUUAACUCGGACGUUGUUUGAGACGCAGGUAACGUUACACGUGUACGGAAAGCGAUUGAAAAGCUCCCACUUGGUCCAUAUUAACCGGUGCCCUUGCUUUUAGUGUGGGCGCAGCAGCAGCAGCAGCACGAGGUCCUCUCUCUUUUCCCGCACCCAGUUCUGUUGUCCUCAUGGGUUUGCUGUCGGGUCUCGCCCGCGGGCUGGUCAGGGGUGCUGACCGCAUGGCCGAGUGGACCAGCAAGCGCGGCUCCCGCACCUUCUACAAGAACCGCGGCGCCAGGAAGACCGGCGUGCUCACCUCCAGCGGCAAGUUCGUGCGGGUCCGGGAGAUGGUGCCGGAGCUGGUGGUGCCUCGGCUGGACGCCGGGUUCAAGCUGAAGCCCUACGUCUCGUACCGGGCACCCCCGGGCACGGAGGAGCCACAGACCCCCCACAAGCUCUUCACGGAGGUCGUGGCUCCCCGGAUCGAGAAGGAAAUCAAGGAAGGGACCUUCGACCCGGACAACCUGGAGAAAUACGGCUUGGAGAGAUCGCAGGAGGGCAAGAUUUUCCAGCUGUACCCCAAGAACUAUGUGAGGUAACACGAGGGGCAGAGGCUGGGCCUGACCUGCUCCACUCCGCUCCCCACUGCCAUUCCAAUCCUCUUCAGACUGGAACAAGGCUGGCCCUGCAUUUCACUUAAUUCCUCAACGGGUUAAACCGCACUGAUUAACUAUCUCAAUCGAGCCCAGGAUUUCUCAGUUUUGUCAAAUAAAAAUCAUUUCAGUGGAGGGUUUGGGUUUGUUGUGCUGAUGAAGAAGGAUCACCUCCACACACUGACAUGUGCAGUAUGUUGUGUUUAAUGUGUGGGGCGUGUAAUAUGAUAGCAAUUAAACAUGUGAACCUGCUUUAAAAGUC